Messenger RNA from Seriola dumerili (greater amberjack), 2636 nucleotides. It is a transcript of the gene timp4, whose product is annotated as TIMP metallopeptidase inhibitor 4. Gene Ontology annotation, molecular function: metalloendopeptidase inhibitor activity; protease binding. Gene Ontology annotation, cellular component: extracellular matrix. The record is from RefSeq and is a predicted model, not a curated record. NCBI's taxonomy places the organism in Eukaryota, Metazoa, Chordata, Actinopteri, Carangiformes, Carangidae. The coding region runs from base 265 to 939 and encodes 224 amino acids. Gene Ontology annotation, biological process: negative regulation of endopeptidase activity; negative regulation of membrane protein ectodomain proteolysis. The transcript has 6 exons.
CCUAAAUUGUUGAGUACAUAAGAGGCUCCCUGUGUGCGACCCUCUCAGCAUUCAAGACCAGAGUGAGAGGGGAUCCAACUAUUCUGCCUUUCGGCUCAGCAGAGCUCAUCUUACUACUUCAACUCUACUGUCUUAUCUGGCCCCCCUCCCUCCCUCGCUGACUGCCAGCCUGAUUUGCUUCCCAGGGAACUUAACGGGAUCAGAAGAGGUUGCCGAGCGUUCUUUCAUCGAGUGCUGGAGCAGUUAGAGGCAGCCAGAGUCGUCAUGGCCAUGUCCCAGGAGCGGAGUGCGUGUCUGGGGCUCUGGGUGCUCCUUUUGCUUGGUGCAGGCAUGGAGGAAGUUGUGGAGGGAUGUAGCUGCCACCCAGCACACCCACAGCAGCUUUUCUGCAGCGCUGAGAUUGUGAUAAGGGCAAAGAUCUCUGGAGAGAAGAUUGUGUCGCCUAGCAACAGCUCCUCACCUUACAUGAAGAUGAUCCAAUACGAAAUCAAAAUGAUCAAGAUGUUCAAAGGUUUUGACAAGGCCAAGGAUAUCCAGUACGUGUACACUCCAGUCUUCUCCUCUCUGUGUGGGGUCAAACUGGACUCUAACAAUAAAGCAGGCUAUCUGCUCUCAGGGAGUAUGUGGAGUGAUGGGAGGAUCUCUAUUGGCCAAUGUGAUCUGGUCGAGUCCUGGGACAACUUAUCACUGUCACAAAAGAAGAAUCUCAACUACAGAUACCAGAUGGGCUGUGAAUGCAGAAUCAACACGUGUUACACAGUGCCGUGUGCGUCUACAGGAGAAAACGAGUGCUUGUGGACUGACUGGCUGCUGGAUAACAGCCUAAAUGGAGAGCAGGCUCGGCAGUACGCCUGCAUCCGCCGCUCUGACACAACCUGUAGCUGGUACCGGGGUGGACCUCCGCCCGAGAAAGACUUCCUGGACAUGACUGACCCUUGACCUGUAAUCCUGACAUUGAUUUCACUCCAUUUGAAUCCUGCAACGCCUCAAGAACAAAAAAAAAAAAAAGUCCUGCUUCGGCUUAUGUAGCUCAAAUUUGGCGUGCAAAGUAGCAACUGAUUUCACUGAAAAAUUGGCUGAUUUUUUAUUUUCAAGGGAGCUUAACUCACCGCUGAGCUUCUGUUUGCAGAGUUCAGGUGGUUGCUACAGCAAUGCUAGGAAAAGUUUUAUAAUCUGCAGGGGCUUUCAGCAUUCCUCUGACUCAUUUUCUCGCUCUCCACACAUUCCACUUCGCUUGCUGUUUUCCACAGAAUAAGAAUAGCAGCAGAUCAUCCACUGCAGAUUAUUCAACCCAGAGUGAAUCUUCUUUCUAUCCUCUCUGAGGGCCUGGCAGUAAAUGCAUAACCUUCACAAAAGAGAAAAAAUUGAGGACCUCAUAUUUGUUUAUGCAUAACUUACAAUAAGUUAUGCAGUAAUUUAGGCUAUACAUUUACUGAAAGAAGAAUAAGGAAGUUGGACAAUUACUGCAAAACAACAGCGGGAAAAUUGUAGGAAAAAAAGACACAGCCCUGCAUUGCAAAGUGUACUUUACAUGCUGUAAAACAAAUCUUCUGUGCACACAUUUUUACAGGUAGACUGCAGCACUGCCACCUUUUCUCCACACAUUCUGGUGUUGAAUUUUUACCUUUAUAUAAUAUCGAAUAACAGUCCCAUGCAAAUGAAUAUGCACUGUACAUAAGUAUAUAGCACAAGACAGUCCCCAGUUAAUUAUAUUUUGACAAAAUCUGACACAGGAAUUAUAUAUGAUGAUAAUUCUUGUCCAUCUAAAUCAUAACAGUUUAACCUCUCAAAUUUCUGAGACUGUAAAUAUUGUACUUCAGUGAGAAUUAACAUUUUAAAGGCUAACCGGAUCUUGUCUUGUAGGAUAUAGAGGUUCUUAUCUUGUGGUUUUGUGUGUUUAGUUUAAUUGGUUGAACUCUGUACUAUUUCCUGUGCCAAAAAUCUAAUCCAGCGCUUUAACAACAGCACUGCCACCUGUAGAAGCCAAGCCCCCCCCCCCCCCCCCGUUCCUUAAAGAAAAUGACGUAACAGGACAAGGUUCAAUUCUCUAUUUUAACUCCUUAAGAGGAACAGGAAGUGGAUUCUCCUCAAGGUUCAAGUUUAAGAGCAAAUAGUAAAAAUUUUGGCACAUGACCUUAACCAACAAAAAGAGAAAUAACUCUUCAUAAAUGAGCGAUAAUUAAUGAUUAAAGUGUUAUUUUUAUAGGCCUUAUUUAAUAUAUAGACUCAACAUUAAUUUAAAGGACCCAAAUCUGAAUUGACCCCUGUCUUGUUACCAGAUUACUUCACUGAAGUCAUACAGAUUAAAAUGCAUUAUCACUUGUUAUCCUCAUAGCCAAUAUGUCAAGAUCAUGUUAGGGUCACACUUGACAAUAAAAUAGUUUCAUUUCACCUGCACAAUGCAGUCAUUUUCUAGAUACAUUUUGAAAUGUGUUAAUAAUUACAUUUUCCAUGAACUGGUAUGAUCAUAAUGCAUAAUAACUGUAUGGCUUUAGUGAAGUGCUAUAAAACUAUUUCAUGUUUGUUUUAUACUGAACGAAUUGUUUGGGUUUGUAUUUAUGUCUCUGUUUCUGUCUAAAUAGAGUUUUCUAUUUCCAUGUACCAAAAAAGAUUGUAUAUAAAAUGUCUCAAUGGAA